Sinocyclocheilus rhinocerous is the source of this 347-nucleotide messenger RNA. RefSeq names its product probable histone-lysine N-methyltransferase set-1. The record is from RefSeq and is a predicted model, not a curated record. The transcript has 2 exons. Gene Ontology annotation, cellular component: polytene chromosome; nucleus. Gene Ontology annotation, biological process: regulation of DNA damage response, signal transduction by p53 class mediator; regulation of transcription by RNA polymerase II. Gene Ontology annotation, molecular function: transcription regulator activity; histone H4K20 methyltransferase activity; protein binding. The annotation marks the transcript as partial. NCBI's taxonomy places the organism in Eukaryota, Metazoa, Chordata, Actinopteri, Cypriniformes, Cyprinidae.
GUCGUGGAGUGUUUGCCUUGGCUCCUUUCAAUAAAGGAGAUUUUGUUGCUGAAUAUAGAGGGGAAAUGAUUGACUUUACUGAAGCAGAACACAGAAGAGAAGUUUAUCAAAAUCCUGUUUUUAUGUUUGACUUUACUUGGCAGAACAAGAAGUGGUGUAUUGAUGCAACUAAUGAGAAUGCCCCCCUUGGCCGGCUUGUCAAUGACAACCACAUGCACCCGAACUGUACCAUGAAGAAGAUUGUCACCGAGGGAAAACCCAAUUUAUGCCUUUUUGCUUUGAGGGAUAUUGUUCCUGGAGAGGAAAUAACUUAUGAUUAUGGAGAAAGUAUCUGGCCUUGGAGAAAG